This is a messenger RNA of Macroventuria anomochaeta, 2050 nucleotides long. Its product is annotated as zinc finger protein-like protein OZF. The transcript has 5 exons. Gene Ontology annotation, biological process: regulation of transcription by RNA polymerase II. Gene Ontology annotation, molecular function: DNA-binding transcription factor activity, RNA polymerase II-specific; RNA polymerase II cis-regulatory region sequence-specific DNA binding. Bases 310 to 1704 code for a protein of 464 amino acids. The record is from RefSeq and is a predicted model, not a curated record. Lineage: Eukaryota; Fungi; Ascomycota; Dothideomycetes; Pleosporales; Didymellaceae. Gene Ontology annotation, cellular component: PcG protein complex; transcription regulator complex.
CUUGCCCAUUUACGGAACACUCUGAGGAGCGAGCGAAUUGGCCGUCCAUAUGUAAACCCCCAAUGUCUCCCCCAACCCUAGGCGGUAUCGACGAAGUAUAUCUAUAUCUUACCAACAAGCACCAUCCACGCCACUAAGCCCACUCAGCGUUCCUCUUAGCUCCUCAUCAGAGCUUCACCUCGGUCAGCCUUCGGCUCUGGCCGUUGUCAGUGCUCAUCUCCAUACGCCUCGCACCUGCGUUCACCUACGAGGCACAUAUCCCACUACUCCCCCACUGGCCGCUUAGUGGCAUUGACGUCUCGAUCGACUAUGACUACCAUGGUUGCCUCUCACCAUGUUGACCUUUGGCAACAACGCAGCCAGCCCGCUUACCACAUGUCCAACAUGAACCUCUCCGGCCUGAUGUCUCCUUACGAGACACAACACACUGUCACCAACCCACCAUCGUCAAGAGCAUACCAUCAGACAACAUCAAGUGUAGAGAUGAGCAUGCCGCUCUUCUCUACGAACGGCCUGGCCUCGUCAGUGCCCUACCAAUCUGGAGCAUUCGCCUUUGAUCCGGUUCCAGUGAACCCAUACAACAUGCAGGAGGCAUAUCCCAUGGGUUAUGUAGCAGAUGUCCCUCGGAAUGUUUCAUACGCUCGAUCAAAUCUCGUCCAGCAGAUGCCCGCGCUUCAGGACGCACGCCCUACGUUCUCUGCGGACCAACAUUCAUCGAAGUCCGUUACCGCUUCGCCCCUGCAGUCGAGUCCAUCAUAUCAUGGGUCCCCGUACGGCGCAGAAUUUGAGCGCUCACGUUCUGAACCAUCUGAAAGCACUGGCAUCAACUUUGCUACCGACGUCGACACUCUGAUGAAAGCGAUCCAGGCAAAGCAGCCGGAUUCGCCACAACCACCACAGGUCAGCAAGGAGGAGGAGAACAAGCCUAACCAAAAGCCCAGGAAGAGGUACCAGUGCAACAUGCCAGGAUGUAACAAGAGCUUCUAUCAGAAGACACAUCUGGAGAUCCAUGUUCGUGCACAUACUGGUGCAAAACCGUUUGUCUGCAAAGCACCAUCUUGCGGUCAGCGCUUCUCACAGCUCGGCAAUCUCAAGACACACGAGAGGCGGCACACAGGCGAGCGCCCUUACAGCUGCGACAUCUGUGGCAAGACCUUUGCGCAGCGUGGCAAUGUGCGUGCUCAUAAGAUUGUCCACCAGCAGAUCAAGCCUUUCACCUGCAAGCUAGAUGAUUGUGGAAAGCAGUUCACUCAACUGGGCAACCUGAAGUCGCACCAGAACAAAUUCCACGCUGCAACAUUGAGGUACCUCACACAGAAGUUCGCAAACAUCAGCCAAGGCGACUGGGUCUCGCAAGAAGACAAACAACUCUGGGAAUACUUUGCUUCGCUGUACAAGAACUCCAACAAGGGUAUCAAAGGUCGCGGCAAGGACAGGAGAAUAUCGGCUGUGUCGACCUCAAGUGCUCUACACUCGACUUAUGCCCCGUUGCAGAUGGCUUCCAUGGAUAGGAACUUUUCUGGAUACCACCAGCACGGCUGCGACCGCAGUAGUCGUGGCUCAUCAUUGUCCUCAGAUGCUACCUGUGGUACCCAUCCUCGGUCAGACAGCAGCUACGACUAUAACGCCCCGAUGCACCCCAGUUACCCAUCUCAGGGAAGCGGUUACGAUGACAUGGUCUUUCCGGAACGGAAGAUGUACUGACGAUUUUUCACAUCACGCACAUCAGAACGACACAACCAAAUGAAAGCAUAAGAACAGGACCUCACGGCUAGAGCAAUAGGAGUUGGGAGGCACAGAGGAUCUGAGGUCAUUGCAGAUGAAUUAGGCAUCUCGGAAGUUACAAUACCCACCUAGCGCAGCGAUGGGUACAUUCCUCUUUCAUUUCAUUUUACUUUGAUAGGCGUUCAGGUCUUUCACGACAUCAAUAACGCUGUUCAUGUACGCUCGCUGUUCUGUAAUUACGCUUCUCGCGGAUACCCCAUGUAUGCUUACUCUUACUGUAAAGGGGAAGACACGAUACCACAGAUAAUCACAUUUGUCAAAGGAC